AUGGAACAUCAUUCUCAUUGUCAUGAAAAAAAAAUUAAAUUACCACCUUACCAACUUACUAAUGAAGAAAAAAUGACUGCUGACACCUUGGUAAAUAAUAUUUCUGAAGAAAAAUUAUUAGAGGCUAUUCAUUUAAUUUCGAUAAAAAGUGAUUACACUGUUUAUUUAUUUGAAAUUCAUUUUAUUGAUCAAGUUAUUAAGAUAUAUACAAACGAAAUUCUACCAAAAGUAAAACCAUCUCAAAUAUUGGUUAAAAUUAUAGAAUUAUUUGAUACUAUUUCUGAAACAACCUUCCGAAAUCUAUUAUUUUCUAUAAAUAUUUUAUCACUCCUUAUUCCUGUUGGUUUUUGUAAUGAAGUACCAAUGGUGACAACUCAAGCCGUUCUUCAUAUUUAUGAUAAUCUAAUUUAUGACGAAGAAUCUGCUUUAUUUUCUAUGUCUAAUCAGAUAUUUCCAUUGUUAAUGAUUUGGAGUGAAUUUGGUAAUUCUUCAGUUCAACUGUUAUCAAUAGAAAUUUUGAUUAAACUGUGUCAUGUUAAAAGUAUUCUUAUCUUUCUUUCAAACUCUCCAGAAAAAAUUAAUUCGUUUAUAACUCAAUUUAAGAAAUUACAUGAACAGCCAAUACUAACAAAAAAAAUAGAUGAGUUAUUCAAUAUAGUUUCAUCCAUUCCAUCAAUAAGAUCUCGAUUAAAUUAA
This is a messenger RNA of Entamoeba dispar SAW760, 696 nucleotides long. RefSeq lists its product as uncharacterized. The record is from RefSeq and is a predicted model, not a curated record. Bases 1 to 696 code for a protein of 231 amino acids. The transcript has a single exon. NCBI's taxonomy places the organism in Eukaryota, Evosea, Mastigamoebida, Endamoebidae.